CACUCGUCUAUCGCCGCGAGUCACAUCACAGUUUUGUUCUUAUCAUAGCCAAAUUCACUUGAAAAUAUCGGAGUAACUGCCGAAUUUUAACUUAUGUUUGUAAUGAAAUGGGGAAAAUAAAAGUGUUCGUUUAAUUCAGCCGGGCUUCUUUCAAGAGUGAUUUGAAACCGAAAGUCGUGUCGUACUACAACUACACACCCACGACAGCUUGACCAAUUCAGUAGGUAAUUUCAGAACUCGUCUAUCGACCUAUUCUGCUGCCUACAUAAUUCGUUAGAACUUUUCGGGAUGUUAGACUGUAGUGUAAAAUAACAAUGACUGAAAUGUGAUCUAGUGGAGGUGUCAGGGAUCUUAACAGCCACGGAUAAAAUGAGUAAUUGGGCGCGGAGGAUGCACCGGCGGGCGGCCACACUGAGCAGUGUGGUCACCUCCUGUGGGCAUCCUAACUCGCUGCCGUAUCCAAGAAGACUGGAGAAAGUUAAGUUCGGCGUACCCUUACAUGAAGUGUGCAAGGACGACAUACCAGGGCCUUUACUGGUGCUAAUUUUGAAGCUGAAUAAGGAGGCGCCGCUUCGUAGGGAUGUUUUUCGCGCACCUGGGCACCAGGGCGCAAUGAAGAAAUUGAUACACUUCUUGCAGACUGGGAGGCUGGUGAACGUCGAUAACUACUCAGUGUACACCAUUGCUAGUGUGCUCAAGAAGUUCCUUAGGAAAAUCCCUGGCGGUGUGUUCGGGCGGGAAGGGGAGAUGAAGCUGUUUGCAUGCGUCGAUCUGCCCGAGGAGCGACAGGUCGAAGAAAUACGAAGAUUGCUGAUGUCUCUGCCGGUAUGCACGCAGCGGUUUCUGGUACUUCUCUUCGGCACCUUCCGGGUAAUGGCCUCCAACGCUGACAAAUCAGGCACAGGUAUGACAUCGGAAGCGCUGGGAGUGUCGGUGGCACCGUCUUUCUUCCACUCUUGCGUAUCGGACGGCAAGACAGCCACAAUGGAGGAUGUCCAGCGUUUCAAGGUGGCGACUCGAAUUAUGCGGCAGUUGAUCGAGCAGUUCAGCGCCGGGGACCUAUUCGGGCACGACAACUACGAGUACUAUGCUCGCGUCACCGGCCGCGUCCUGCGCGUCAAGGACGAAUGGAUCUGCUCCUUCCGCGACCCGCCACCGCCGAGACACCGCUGCGACCAGGAAGCAUAUGCCAGACAAUUGUCUUUAGAGGCCGAGAAGACUUGGCUCCAAUGCGAGAGCGAUCGUUGGGGGAACAAGUUCAAUCUUGAAAGUCUGUCUAAGUCGGAAGAGUGCCAGUCGAUGCCUGCACUGAUGGGCGUUGUAGGCGGCGGCACCGUUGGCACCGUGCUCGGACUUGGCAUCAUUCCGGAGCACAGCCUUCUCGACUCCUGCACUCGACUCUCGAUCUCGCUCGAAGAGAGCGUCUUUAAGAUAUCAGUGAGCUCCUCAUCACAAUCGUCCCGUAGCAACUCCAGCCCCCAAAUGACGCUCGAAGAACUCCGCGCUAUCAACAAGUAUGCUGAAGCCACUAAAAGUCUCUCGUACUUGCCACAGGUGCACGAGCGGCAGCGCUCGCGGAUGCGCGCGCGCUCCGAGUGGUUCCUGCAGCCGGCGCCUUCGCUGGAGACGACGCGCCCCCGCGCCGGCGGGGAACGUCGCAGCUCGCGGCGUCGGUCUCGGCGCUCUCGGAUGUGCGGCGGCUGUGCCGCGUGUCGCAACAUCGCGCACUCCGACACUGAGAUCCCGAUCACUGUCCAGUCUCGUAAAGUGACCGCCUGACAGGGUGAGUCGCAGGAGUGCACCUGCUCGCACCCAGACCCCGCCGGCGGAAUGCUACCCGACGCGCCAAAUCUCAACGAAUGAGCACCAGCCGCCGUCUCCGCGCGACCAUCAACAGCGUUGAUACAAAUAUUAAUUGAAGUCUAUGACCGCCUAGAACCGAUCCUACAACCGCAUCAGUCAGGUCACUUUCCUCAGUUAUGGCAACGAUCGGUCUAAUAAUAAGAAGAUAUUAGUAUUGUGACCACCUCUGCCCGGUCUCCGACCAUCGGAAUUAUGUAGUCUCUGAACGUUCCCGUUUGCUCGCGAGGACAUAGUGUGACGCCACAGCCAGAGAUGGGCAGUGGGUUGAAACCCGCCCGGGUUUUUACCAGUUCUACCCAAAAUCUUGGGCGGAAGCUGUUAUAGGUGUAAAAUAAUACGGAAGUCGAUAUAAUUCUAAUAUAUUUAUUUAGAAUUUCAAUGUGAAAUAGCGAACUCCACACAAUACCCACCUUUCCAUACUGUGAACUCUCACUUACAACUAGGGAUGCACUACGAUUAUACUACUACGAUUCGAUUUUGAUGACAAUUGAUUAAAGUGCAUAAAUUUUUGUAUCGAUUCAUUUCUGCGAUGCAAUACGAUUUUCAAGCGAAUCGAUUCAAUCAAUAGAAAGGCAGCAUUAUGUCUAUAAUGUCGUUAUUACAUUUGAACAAAAACUCGAAUACAAAUAUUUAGUUGUAAAUAGUUUUUGCCCGCUAUUUCCGGCGUUAAACCCCUAAAAAUUAAAAGCGCAGGGUUAAAAUUCGGCCGCUUGCCCAUCUCUGGUCACACACAGCCAACUCCGCAAGACUGGGACAAACACUACGUGUCCAAUAAUUAUCCAAAGAAUGUUUUAAAAUUAUGUAAGUGUCUGAACACGUCGUGGCUUAAAAAUUUGUUCACAGACUGUCAUAAACGCGAUUAGUUUUUUUAUACCCAUGUAAAUGGUGUAAACCAUCGAGCGUUCGAGAUGCCUUCACCGCGACUAAACUUGAUCAGUUUUACGGAAUAUAUAACCGAUUAUCGUAAUAAUUAAUUAGCACUAUUCGUAGGGCAAUUUUUCACAAAUCGUGCAUAGAAUAGAAUAAUUUCAUUAUAUCAGUGUCACAUUAUAUUAUAACUUGUAUCGUGCUUUCGCAUGUUUAAGUUUACUCGCGUUGAAGCUCGUUUGUGCAUUCAGGCCAUAUCAUUUGCUAAUACAUUAUAUAUAAUAGAAGAAUAGUGACAUAUAAUUUAUUUUAUAACUUAUUUUGCAGUGAAUAAAAUACUGUAUGUAAGAAUGUACCUAACUAUGGACUUGCAUGGCCAAACACGCUCUUACUAAAAUGGCUGAUUUAACGUGUCUGUUAGAUAAGUAAAUUCUUUUAGAAGAUAUAACAUCACGCGUAACGUGUUUGUAACUUCAGCGGAUGUUUACGAUUAGGAUUAUAAAUUAUGAGUAUUAAAGUAUCAAUGAGUCAACGAAGCCGUGACAUAGAAUGUGUUAAUUGCAUACCUGUCGAGGCACCGCGGCUUUCUUGCAUUAUAGGAAAACAACAUUUUUAAUUCAACUUUUAUCGAGUCGAGGCCUAUUAUAAUACAUGAUAUAAAAAUUUGGUGAUUCGAUUGUUUGUUACAAUUCUGUUGCGUUUCGAAAAUUCCAACGAUUGAGUUCAGCGAAUUCGUCAAACUGCAUUGUUAGUGGUCUGUUAUUGUGCGAAGGUUUUUUUUGUAAAAUUAUAAUGUUUGAGAAUUGGGAAUUAUUAUACAACCCUUUAAAAGUACGAUUAAAACAAUUUUGACACAUUAUGGUCAAGAAUAUUGGUAAGAUUCAAUCGCAAUUACACAUGUGUAGAAUAAAUUAAAACAAUUGGUUGAAUGUUUUGAGAACUGAAAAUUUUCCUUAAUGCUCUCUAUGAAGUUUUGUUUUGGUUUUCUCUUUUAAAUAAGAUUUCGAUUGAUUACGGACGAUUGGUCCACACUUUAUGAAUGGUCCAGGGGAUCUAUUCCCUUUCUCCGUCCAACAUCCGUCUGAAACAAUUACUAUAAAAGAAUUAAUACUCGAGCAUUUUUGAUUUGCUCGAGUAAUUUUAUAGUAAUUGAUACAGAUGGAUGUUGGACGUAGAAAGGGAGUAGACGUCCUGUUCUAGUGCUCUUACUGUAUACAACAUUUUAAUGUCAUGCCUAAGAACAAAUUAUUUGCAUUUCAUUGGUUGUGUUUGUGACACAUGGUCUAUAUAUCGCGCUGCUAUUACAAUAGUGUUAUAACUCAAAAUAUUUGAAAUUCAAGAUUAUUCCAUUGUUGAACGUGAUUCUCUACACGUC
Messenger RNA from Hyposmocoma kahamanoa, 4105 nucleotides. RefSeq names its product rho GTPase-activating protein 20 (gene RhoGAP71E). Gene Ontology annotation, molecular function: GTPase activator activity. The record is from RefSeq and is a predicted model, not a curated record. The coding region runs from base 370 to 1779 and encodes 469 amino acids. The transcript is spliced from 11 exons. NCBI's taxonomy places the organism in Eukaryota, Metazoa, Arthropoda, Insecta, Lepidoptera, Cosmopterigidae. Gene Ontology annotation, biological process: signal transduction.